CGCACGACAACACACCAACUGAAGUGGAAAGCGGCUCCUGUUCGGCUCCUUAUCCCAUUUCGGACGCUGCGUACAAGGCGGUACGACUCCAGACUGCUGCAGGACUGAACCAAGAGGAAGAAGUUAGGAAGACAGUCUCGCCUUUGGCUUGUGCGUUAAGUUUGUUUCUUUUUUGGCUCUUUAUGUCAGAGAAUUAGCGUCCAACUUUGUAGUGAAUAUAGCCGGAAAGGUGGAAAGCAACUAUUUUCGUUCGCCAUCUCGAUUACUAAAUUUAACUAAUGACGGCAGAGGUCCAGCAGCCCCCAGCGCAGACUCCUGCCCAGAGCACCCCGAUGUCUGCCCCGGAGAAGCCGCACGGACAGACGGCGGUGAUGGAGACCGCCUCCUCCACUACGAAAACCAAAAAGACAAACGCGGGGAUCCGCAGACCUGAGAAGCCCCCAUACUCGUACAUUGCUUUAAUAGUCAUGGCUAUCCAAAGCUCUCCUACCAAGCGCCUGACGCUCAGUGAAAUAUACCAGUUCCUGCAGAGCCGCUUCCCGUUCUUCAGGGGCUCAUACCAGGGAUGGAAGAACUCCGUGCGUCACAACUUGUCUCUGAACGAGUGCUUCAUCAAGCUGCCCAAGGGCCUCGGCCGGCCAGGGAAGGGCCACUACUGGACUAUCGACCCGGCUAGUGAGUUUAUGUUCGAGGAGGGCUCCUUCAGAAGGAGACCCCGGGGUUUCAGGCGCAAGUGCCAGGCGCUGAAGCCCAUGUACAGCAUGAUGAACGGCCUGGGAUUCAACCACAUCCCCGAGUCCUACAACUUCCAGGGGAGCGGCGGAGGCCUGUCCUGUCCGCCCAACAGCCUGUCUCUGGACAGUGGGAUUGGGAUGAUGAAUGGACACUUGGCAGGUAACAUGGAAGGGAUGGGUCUGUCCGGGCACACCAUGUCACACUUGUCGACCAACAGUGGACAUUCCUACAUGGGAAGUUGUACAGGAUCCACCGGGAGUGAUUAUCCCCACCAUGACAAUUCCGCCUCCCCUCUGCUGACCAGCGGGGGAGUCAUGGAGCCUCACCCCGUCUACUCGAGCUCAGCCUCGGCGUGGGCUCCGGCCCCCUCGGCCUCGCUCAAUAACGGGGCCUCCUACAUAAAGCAGCAGCCUCUGUCUCCUUGUAAUCCAGGAGCCAACUCGCUGCAGCCAAGCUUGCCCACACAUUCACUAGACCAGUCGUACCUGCACCAGAACGGCCACAGUACUACAGAUUUACAAGGUAUUCCUCGGUACCAUUCCCAGUCUCCGAGCAUGUGUGACCGAAAGGAGUUCGUGUUCUCGUUCAACGCCAUGACGUCCUCAGCGAUGCACUCACCGAGCAGCAGCUCGUACUACCACCACCAGCAGGUCUACCAGGACAUCAAGCCCUGCGUCAUGUGAUGCCUCCGCGGGACAACCUGCAGCCCAGAGGGACGGUGUCACAGACCUGAGCCACGCAGCAGGACGAACUGAAACCAGAACAGACGAGUAAAAUAACCACUGAGAGACACGAAGGAGCGCGCUCACUGCUUCAAGUAGCUUGGACUACUUUUUCUGUACUGUUUCACACAGCGACACGGAGACAGGCCAAUAUCAAAGCAACCACAUAAUAAUAAUAUAUAAUAAUAAAAAAAAGAAACUUUUUCAUGCCGUCAACAUCGACCAGCGGGGUAAAGACUGGCUGUAUGAAACCCUGCUGCUGUUUGGUACUUAGUCCUGCAGAGCGGAUGACUACCACUUCACACUUUUCUUUAUUCUUCUUGUUAAAGUAGGCCAAUGUAAAAAUGCACACGUCCAAUGUUCUCCGAUUUGAGUUUUCUCUUCUUUGACAAAUUAGACUGAUGUUCUUUUUUUCUUUUUCUUUUUUGGACUUUCAUUCCAGCGUUGAAUUUUGAGAUGAUGGACAUCACAUAUACAUGUCCAUAUAUACUGUGUAAAAACGAUGAAGGCACUUUUUGAAUAGCCUAUAAGCGCAUCUUUUUAUUUAUUCUGUAGGCCUACAUAUUUUAAUUUUAGGCGAAUUGGCCAUGGAGGUAUAUUCUUUAUUGGCAAUAUUUGUCAGAACGCUUGUUAUUUGUUUUAAAAUGAAAAUUGAGGAUAUAUUGUAAGCACUGUUAUGUCGUUUGUGUUAGAUAUAUGUAGACCAUUACUUUCAGCACUGUAUACUUAUAUAAUGUUAGGAGAAUUAGCAUCAAUCAUCAUCAAUGAGGGCUAAUCAUUAGGCUAUAUUACAACAAAUCAUUUGUAAGAAAUAAAAUAUAUCUGUUGGGCUUUUUAGCCUAAACCCACAAAAAAUGACAUUUUGAUUUUAUCAUACACCCAUAAUUCAAUGCAAUUUUGGGGAACACUGCAAACAAACAUCCCACCAAAACUGAUCACUAUUUGCCUAAAAUUAGCAAUUUUUUUUCCACCCGAAUGAGUACAAUAUUUAUAAUUCCAACUCAAAUGUAUAGGCUUGGAAUUAAUUUAUCAAACAAAAGAGGGUGGGUAAACUGAUUUCAAGUGGUUUUUAUCUAAAUAGUUGGUGAUACUAAAGGCAGAAAAUUAAAAAUAUAUGCAUAAACUGGAGUACAACAGAAAGCUGACACAGGAAUAUCACAGGGGCAGCUUGUUAUAAUGCAGUUCAUGAUAAAGGCCUCAAAAUUGAACUUGCAGUCUGUUUUCACAUGGCAGGAGCCUGUUAUUGUAAGCUGACACUAAAUGAACAAAUUUAUUUUCCACAGUACAAUGAUUAAUGUUUGAUAGAUUUUAAAUAAAUGGUUUUAAAAGUCA
This is a messenger RNA of Centropristis striata (black sea bass), 2789 nucleotides long. It is a transcript of the gene foxf1, whose product is annotated as forkhead box F1. Gene Ontology annotation, molecular function: RNA polymerase II cis-regulatory region sequence-specific DNA binding; DNA-binding transcription factor activity, RNA polymerase II-specific. The transcript has 2 exons. NCBI's taxonomy places the organism in Eukaryota, Metazoa, Chordata, Actinopteri, Perciformes, Serranidae. Gene Ontology annotation, biological process: animal organ morphogenesis; regulation of transcription by RNA polymerase II. Bases 279 to 1418 code for a protein of 379 amino acids. Gene Ontology annotation, cellular component: nucleus. The record is from RefSeq and is a predicted model, not a curated record.